Molecule: messenger RNA, 1182 nt
Organism: Candida dubliniensis CD36
Lineage: Eukaryota; Fungi; Ascomycota; Pichiomycetes; Serinales; Debaryomycetaceae
Gene: ARR3
Product: Arr3p
Exons: 1
Coding region: 1-1182 (393 amino acids)
Biological process (GO): antimonite transmembrane transport; arsenite transport
Cellular component (GO): plasma membrane
Molecular function (GO): antimonite transmembrane transporter activity; antiporter activity; arsenite transmembrane transporter activity
Source: RefSeq, a predicted model, not a curated record
AUGACUUUCAAACAAGAUGCUAGAGCCGCAUUUAAAGGCUUAUCGAUCACAGAUAAAUUGUUGCCAUUAUUAAUUGUUCUUGCUAUAGUUAUUGGUGUUAUAAUAUCAGUAUAUGUACCAGGGAGCAGUGAAGCGUUUAAUGGUACCAAAGUUGUUGGUGUUUCUGUACCAUUAGCCAUAGGAUUGAUAAUUAUGAUGAUUCCUCCAUUAUGUAAAGUGGAAUGGGAACAUUUCCACAAGUUUUUCAACAAGAGUACUUAUCUCAGACCUAUUUUGAUUUCGCUUGUUUUGAACUGGAUUAUAUGUCCUUUUAUUAUGUUUGGGUUAGCUUGGAUGGUGUUAUUCAACUAUGACGAAUAUAGAACUGGUAUAAUUAUGAUUGGAUUAGCGCGAUGUAUUGCUAUGGUAUUGUUGUGGAAUGACAUUGCCUUAGGCGAUAACACACUUUGUGCUGUUAUUGUUCUUAUUAACAGUUUGUUGCAAGUUGUUUUGUAUGCACCUUAUCAAUUGUUUUUCUGCUAUGUGAUAACUGGUGAUCCUAUCCCAAUAGACUCUGGUGUGUCGUACUCGAUAGUUGCAAAGAGUGUUGCCUUCUUCUUGGGGGUGCCACUUGGUCUUGGUGUGAUUGUUAGAUUUGCAUUAUUAUACUUUAAGGUUUACGAUAAGUUAAUUAGAUUUAUUAGUCCUUGGGCUUUAAUUGGAUUGUUGUACACGAUCAUCGUUAUUUUCAUUGAUAAAGGUAAAGAGUUUAUUGAAGAGGUUGGAACUGCCUUCCUUUGCUUUAUUCCUUUGACUUUAUACUUUUUGAUUUCUUGGUUCACGACAUUUUUUGUUUUGAGAUGGUUUUCCAAGGCUCCAAAGUUGGAGGACGAGGAUACUAGAUUGUUAUGUGGAUGUGAAGAGAAAAUUGAAAAGUACCCUAAAAAAUGGCGGAGAGGGUGCAGUGCCAAUUAUUCUGAAAUUACAACGCAAAGUUUUACUGCUGCUUCUAAUAACUUUGAAUUAUCGCUUGCUGUUGCAAUUUCAAUUUAUGGUUCAGGAAGUAAACAAGCAAUUGCUGCAACUUUUGGACCAUUGUUAGAAGUGCCAAUAUUGUUGAUACUAACGUUUGUUGCUAGAUACUUGAGAACUAAAUUUAUCUGGUCAGAUGUCGAAGAGCUAGAUGAUGAAAUUCGCCGUUAG